Molecule: messenger RNA, 1080 nt
Organism: Metschnikowia bicuspidata var. bicuspidata NRRL YB-4993
Lineage: Eukaryota; Fungi; Ascomycota; Pichiomycetes; Serinales; Metschnikowiaceae
Gene: DCC1
Product: Dcc1p
Exons: 1
Coding region: 1-1080 (359 amino acids)
Biological process (GO): maintenance of mitotic sister chromatid cohesion; mitotic sister chromatid cohesion
Cellular component (GO): chromosome, centromeric region; chromatin; Ctf18 RFC-like complex
Source: RefSeq, a predicted model, not a curated record
AUGACGUUUACUGUUUACAAUCAGCUCAGUCACUCGAAUGACUAUGUAUAUAAGCUCAUUCAGCUUCCGAGUGAGCUUGUUGAAUACAUGAAAAAUGAGCCCGACAAACCGCUUCAAUUUAAAGCUCCUACAAACGUGAAAACCCAGCUCGCUAUUUGCACAGAUACCACCACUUAUAAUGUAAGGCAGAUGAACCAUUCCAACACCCAGCUACUCAUGAAUGACAUGGCUAUUAAUAAAGCUGGGCACACAUUGGCCCAUACCUCCAUGGCCAAUCCAGCGAUGCAGUUGUUGGGGAUUGGUCUGGCCUCAUAUAUUUAUGAAUUAUCUGAAGUUGCCGGGUAUAUCCAGACUGGAGAUCUUCCCGUGUACGAGGGUAUCAGUUCAGAUUUGCUGCAAGCCACCAAAAGUGUAGCCGAUGUUCGUGACGACUCAACUGUUGCCCCCAAGUCGUUUCUUUCGGAAUGGCACGCGCUUGGUGGGAGCACCGUUGAUGGGAAAGCUGUGGUUUUGUCAUCAAAACUCAUUACUGAGGUACUUCACACCAUCAUCUCACUAAUGAUUGCAGAAGACAUUGAGUCUUUCAAGAUCGAGAAAAUGGCUGUAGUGGUGGCCGAACAAAACAAACUAUUCACUAGAGAUAUAGUUGACACGGUAGCUUCCAAAUUCAGCACCACGAAAGAAGACGUGUAUUCUUUGGACACCGAGCGUGUUGCCAAGUGGUUUGGGAUUGAGACGCUUCGAAACCAGAAAACUGCGUUCACGGAAAAAGAGUUGCUACUUGCGUGGAAGGCUAGCUUACCGCCAUUCUACAAUGCAUCGCUAGAUGUCAAACUACUUUAUGGACAUUUCUGUCGCCCCAGCACGGACCAAAUCCGAUACCUUCGUCUGGAGUCUUUGAGCGGAAACUUGCAUACUCGUAUUAAAGAAAUGUUUCAGAUGGUGAAGGAGUGGGAAUACGACGAAUUUUUGCCGUUCGUUCUAAGCUUCGUGCCGGCCAGCAAAAAGGCCGACUCGAUUAUCUUAAAAUAUGCCAGAAAAAAGAGAGUGGGGAGAAAAGUGUUUGUUUGUCCCAGAUGA